Messenger RNA from Macadamia integrifolia, 885 nucleotides. Its product is annotated as calcium-binding protein CP1-like. The record is from RefSeq and is a predicted model, not a curated record. The transcript has a single exon. Gene Ontology annotation, molecular function: calcium ion binding. Lineage: Eukaryota; Viridiplantae; Streptophyta; Magnoliopsida; Proteales; Proteaceae. The coding region runs from base 82 to 582 and encodes 166 amino acids.
CCCUAGAAAUUGGAAAUAAAGAUCUUUUCUAUUGCUUCUCUGGCUUCUAAUAGCUUAGCUUCUUCGUAUUCGGUAUACAGAAUGUGUCCUUCCGGCACAAGCUCGGAAUGUUCCACGAAGGGGCCUUCAGAUUUCCGGCCAGCAUUCGACCUUCUGGAUGCGGAUAUGGACGGCAAGAUCAGUCCAGAUGAUCUCCGGACGUUCUACUCACGCUUCUCCAACGGCGUAAAUGUUGCUUGCGAGGAAGACAUUGGUUCAAUGAUAUCGGUGGCUGAUUCUAACAAAGAUGGUUUCGUUGAAUACGAGGAGUUCGAGAGAGUUCUGUUUCCGGUUCCUUCACAAGCCCAGCAGCCGCCGUGUGGGGAGGAUUGGGUGAUGCAGGACAUGUUCAGGGUUAUGGAUAGAGAUGGCGAUGGAAAGGUUGGGUUUGAUGAUCUUAGGACUUACAUGGAGUGGGCGGGAUUACAGGUCAGUGAGGAAGACGUAAAGACUAUGAUUAGAUUGGGUGGUGGAGAUGACCAUAAUGGAGUUUCUUUCGAGGGACUGUUCAAGAUAUUGGCCCUUGACUCCGUCGGCAAGUAGGCUCUGUUACGGUGGCUGAUCGGAGUAGCUAGCGGCGACUGGCGCCAUCGAAAAUGCUGCUUUUCUUUAGGAGAGUUUGGAAAUUUCGGAGUUCUUCACGGUUGCUUUCGUGACUCGUGAGAUAAAUCAACCUAUGUCCACAUCGAUACAUCAUCGGUCAUCCCAUGUGAAUCAGUAUACAUCAGGAAAAGUCCGUUGACUAUGUCAGAAAAAAAAAAAAGUGAUUUGAUCUCAUGGUUGGACCCAUUGUUUAUGAUCUGAAAUAAUUUUUAUUUUAAAUAAAAUUUGUCUUUUUAAGCAUUA